CACAUGUACAAGGAGAGACGAAAGAAAAGGUCCACUGUUUGGAAGCAUACCCAAACUGUUCACUAUGUAGACUCAGAGAAUGACAGUGUCAUGUCUGGGAUUACUGCUGACCAUGAUAGCACCAAGCUGAGCAUGGCCAGACUGGUUCCUGUCCAACUCUGGACGGAGAAACGAUUUACACCUUCACUCAAGAACUACAUCAAACGGGAGAAAGAACAUUGGCAGCCUGAUCUCAUGACGAUUCAUCCAUUCAUCAUACAUGUGACGAAAAGAGUUUCUGGUGUCUUAACAAUGGCAGUCUCCCCUACGCAGAGAAUGAUAGCUAUGGGUACCGUCAGAGGUGAUAUAUUUAUCUUUGAUCUCUUGUACGACUCCUCCAAUCCUGUCCGCUACAUAAAGAACGAGGGCGCCUCAUCGGAUGGAGUCAUGCAGAUCUCAUGGAGCCUCGACAGUAACCGGAUCAUCAGUCUCAAUGAAUCGGGGUCUGUCUUCAUGUGGUCAUUGCACCCUGGUGGCUCCAACACCAAAGACAGCAGGAGUCUCGAUUUUAAAGACUCUAAUGAUGAGAUAGUGCCUUCGCAAUUGACCCUCCUCCUAGCCCUUGACCCUGAUGCAGAAGACUUUGACUUUCAAGAAGGUCCUCUAGCCCGCAGUGUAGCUCAGACAGAGUCCCAGACACCCAUCGUGACUGCCUUCCAUCCCUCACACACCCUCAUUGGAUCCCAGAAUAGUCUUGUUGUGAGCUUUGAGAGUGGAGACAUUUACAAGUGCAAUAUAGAACAUCAGAUAACAGAGACUUCAGAAAGCUUCGAGAAUACAGAGAAUGUCAUGUUUCCUACAGUUCAAGGAGCAGGGGACACGAUCGGUCAGGACAUCCCUGUGGAACUCUUCAGGGCACACAAACAUGCCGUCAUCUACCUGGGCUACGUCGGUAACUAUGGCAACAUGAUUUCUGUGGAUGUCAAAGGUUAUAUCUUCAUCUGGAAAUACACCAGGAGGAAAAUCAGUCACUAUGGUUGGUUUGAACCGAUAGAGAAAUACUGGUUAGAAAUGGCAAAUGAGAUGUACUCAACAAUGAACAAUGAAACACCAGAGAUAUAUUUCAGUGAUGACUAUGCCCUGGGGAAGAAGAAGAUGAAGGGAAAGAACAAGGAUAGAAUGAUGAUUGAGCUGGAGGAGGACAGGAAAGAUGCAGACAUUGAGUGGAGCAAUAUGAAGAUCACCCAAGUUUGGUUCACAGACUUCAACAAGAAACAGGACAGGGAGACCACUGUAUACAGACCGGACACUGUGGACGCAAAAGGGUCACCAUUCCACAUCAUCGUGAGGCAGAAGUCUACAGGGCUGCUUUUGAAACACUACAGUCAGCUCCACAAACCUGUACAGCAUUCUGCAAGUCGGUUUCUGGCAUGUCAUCCAUCGGCUACAGGGAGAGAGCUGGUUUUCAUGCUCCUGUUUUCACCCUUCCCUCCUAAAUCUGGUCGCAUUACCUUUGUCAUUGUAAAGCUUGAUGGCCGGCUUGAAGUGGUGGAUAGGCGCAUUGAUGUCAUCCUGACCUCUGAGGAAUACGAGCGAUGCUUCAAGGAUGAUGUUUGCUCGUUUCAGAUGAACAACACCGUUGAUGCCAUUGGCUCAAGCUACAUCUACCUGACCCUAAUGGGGGCGUUCAUGGUCUUCUCGGUCAACACCGGCACCCUGGUCCUUUCCACUCGUAAGGGGGACACCUCCGCACCUCUCCAGUGGGCCCCAAGGUCCCCCACCAAACUCUAUUUCAACGCAUCCAUGGCUCUGUCCCAGACCCAAGGUGGUACAUAUGUAAUGCUGUAUGCUGAGAACCAGACUUCAGUUCAUGUCAUCAAAGUGACAGACAGAAACACAAAGGGAAAGAGAAUGGCUGUCAACAAAGCAUUCAAGUUGUGGAACAGCACCAGUCCAAGCCCUGGUCCAGGUCCCGCUCCUGAACAGACCAUCCGACGACAGGAAUGGAGCCUGAAACGGGAUCCAUUUGGUCAUGUGGCCCUCUAUGUUCGUGGUCUCAUUCUGGGGCUGGUGGAUGAUGCAGUCCAGAAGGUAGAUGGAGAGUUCUCUGAGGAGGAUAGGAAGACACAUGCGGAGCAGGGCAGGAGGCUAGCUCAUCAGUACUUUGGGCUGAGAUUAAAGGGGCCCGGAGCUGCAGAAGAACAGCCUACAGAGCAGAGGGAAGAGGGCGAGGGUGACUUGGACCAGAACGAUCACCGGGUUCAGCCUCCAGUUCAAGGGGAUGAUCUCAGGGAUGAUGAAGCAGAGGAACAUCCUACCGUCUAGGAGCCCUCUGGCGGUUUGUGACCGAUGAGCAGUUCCUCAUGGAAUACUGUCUGAAUUCUUAUUUAUAACUUGAUUUAACACACAUGAAUUGUUUUGAGAGAUAUGUUAUAAUAUAUUUGGGGCUUUGAUGCAAAAUAAGUCUAGAAUGUUAUGAAUGGCAAGAUAACUAGGAAAAAUAAAGGUCAAGUUUCCAGGGUCUCUCUAAAUAUCUACGUUUAGUUCUAAGUAUAAUUUUAAGUUGAACUUUCCACUGCAAUUUUCUGGGGUUUCUCUAAGGCCAAGGAAAGGAAUUUUUCUUGCUUCUGGAGGCCAUAAUUGUUGAACCCUAUGCAUCAGCAUGCAGCAGCUUCACAACUUCCCCUCAAGCCAGUUACUGGACUCUUACUGCGCCUUUACUCGUCCAUUGCAUACCGCUCGCAUUGGUUGCGCAGCCGGGUCCGGACCGGCUGGCGCGCGGACUUUGUUUGAUGUUUCUACUGUAAAUUGGAGCAGUAAGCACGGCAAAACAACGUAUUGCUGUUUACGCUGUUUUGCAAGGUCUCGCUAGUUAUAGAAUCUACAAAUAAGUAGUAAGAAUUUUUACCAGUAGUCAUUUCAUCUUACUGGUGAGAACAAAUUGCUCCAUCUAAAACUUGAGGGCAGUGACAGCUGCCUCAUUGAUCGAGGCAUUCAUCGUCGGAUGGAUUGUUUAUCUGGACAAAGUCCAUUGGACACAUCUCCUUUACCAUCUUGCUCGACAGUGAUGGCUCGUCUUGAAUUAAAUUGAAAAUGGUUUAUUAAAAACAAUAUAUAGCAGCCCGAAAGCUGAAUUCCAUAUCGAUUCACAAUAACAUAGCAGUAAAAUCGCAUUUGAGUUUACAAAAAUAUACAUAAAUCUGAACAAUUUGAAAGCAUAUAGUUCAAGUCAGUACAUUAUAACUGGUCUCUGCUCUAUAUUGGUGGAACUCCUUCUUGACCUUAACUUAGUGACCUGAAAUUCUACUCGCCUGAUUGGGGAUACUUGAUAACCCUCUCUCUUUCCUUUCCUCUUCCUUUCUAUCAACUAUUCCUACCUCUUCCUCGUCUCUGCUCUAUAUUGGCUGAACUCCUUCUUGACCUUAACUUAGUGACCUGAAAUUCUGCCCACAUGAUUGGGGAUACUUGUUUUACUUUCACACGGAAACUAGAAACUGCCUUUCGAGUUAACAAAUACUAACCCGUUUUCCAUAGUAUCCUGCCUUGCCGAACAAGGCCUGCUUAUUCUCAGUGACAAACAUCACCAUUGCAUUCUGCUCCUCCUUGGAGAAGUUGGCCUCCCUUUCUCUUACUUUAGCCAAUGGGUAUGAAUUCUCUAUUCCAAGAAAGAAGUAGGAUCCUGUUCUUCUCUCUUUCCUUUCCUCUUCCUUUCUAUCAACCUUUCCUACCUCUUCCUUGCUUCUCUUCUGUCUCCUCUCCUUGACAUCUCGCCUUUUAAAAAAUCUAAUCGAUGCCACAUCACACCUAUUAUAUUGUGUCUCUUUCCCGGUCAUGUCAUGCUGCCUUCUUUAAUGCCGAAUUAUUGGCUCCUUCUCCUCAUUCUCAUAAUCGCACUUCUUACAUUUGUAGGUCAGAUCUGAAUCAUGCCUGUCUUGCAUGUGUGCCUUAAUUAACUCCAGAAAAGUGUCAAACUCUUCUCUGCACUUGCAGCAACAGGGCAUGCCAGGGCCUUGGUCUUUAACUCCUGCCACUUCUUCCUUCCGUACAUCCUUUCACUCCCGCUGGCAUCCACCAGCAGCUCUGAGCAAGGCCUCGCAGUCCGCCCAUGCUUUCUGCUUCCUCUCCUCCACCUGAGCAAUGAUAGACAAAUCAUCAAAUAAAAUUAUUAGUUCCCUAUAAAUUAAUCACUUUAAAAUGUUCCACUUAGAAAUGUAUGGAAUUUUUAAAUUUAACUUUGGAAAAACCCUGAUAAAAUCUCCAUAGCACCUACAAAUAUUUCAUUUGUGUUGAUAUUAUUUAAAUAGAAUCAUUACAGAGUGCCAAUUCUUAUUACACAUAUCCUUAUCAAUAGUAAGAUAAUUUUGGUUUUAAUUUCUCACAGAAACUAUACACUGCCUUUUAAGUUAACAAAUACUUACCCUUUUUCCUCAGUAGCCUGCCUUGCCAAACAAGGCCUGCUUAUUCUCGGCGACAAAUCACCAUUGCCAUCUGCUCAUCUUUGGAAAAGUUUGCCUUUCUUUCUCUUUUCUAUAAAGAAUAGAAAUAUCACCUAGUAGAAUUCAGAUUACAUUCAUGCAUAAUUCAGUUGAUUUAGAUUUAGAUUUAGUUUUUUAGGUAAGUACUCCUUUAAAAACAGAAAUUAAUCUUUGAAAACAAAUAAAUAUCUCAUUAAGUGCCCACACAUAAAAUGUUACCUGUCAUUCUUGAGUUGGACCUGCAUGCCAGGGCCUAAAUGGUUUUCAUCUCCUGCCACUUCUUCCUGACAUCCUUCCACUCCCGCUGGCUUCCCCCAGCAGAAACCAUGUUUGUUUGAAAAUUGAAAACAAACGUCCAACAGAGAAUCAUAUCUUUGUUCUAACCUCUUUCUUUGCUAAGGGCUUUACUCCUUGCUGUCUUUCUAUCCAGAUCUUCUUCAUUCAGCAUACUGCAAAUCCUAUUGACUUCAUCUUUAUAAAAUCGGUACUUCUUGAAUUUCUUGUCGGAUAGCUGCACAAAGGGAUCUAUUUUAUCCUCCACAAUUCUCUUAGCUCCUUCAUUUGCAGCCACCAUUUUGAAGAAUUGCAAUCAACUGCCAAACAGUUGCAAAUUUUGCGCUACCUCCAAAUUUAUUGCAAAGUUGCGCUUGAUCUGCGAUUUAUUGCAAGAUUUGCGCUAGAUAUUUGCAGCGCAACUUUUUCUUGCAACAGGAUUGAACGCAACUGGCGUUUAAUUGCAAAUUUGCAAUUAAACGCCAGAGUUGCGCUUGAUUUUAAUGCAACUUUCUUGCAACGCCCCAUAAGACUGCACCAGUGGCGAAAUAAUUGAGAGCGACAAAUAUCUGUAGCUGUGCCGGUAGGGCCUUGCUUCUUUGGGUCUUGUGGAUCAGUUUGGGAGUUAACAAGUCUAUCAAUGUAAUACAGCCUACUCUAGUAAAUCUGUACUUUCUUUCAAGAUCUCUAUCUCCGAAUUCCAGGGGCUGUGUUCUAUCUCGAAAUACUCAAGGGAUUCUUUUCUGCCUCUCAUCUCCUCAUCAAACAUUAGCAUUGCAGCCAUGAUUGUAAUUGAAUGGGUGUGGCAUGGCAAACGUCCAAAAGAGAAUCAGAUCUUUGUCCUAAUCUGCUUUUGUCUUCUGUUUUGACCUUUUGACUUCCUCUACACGGUGAAUGGUGCAGGAUGCAGUAUUGCGGUUCACACCGUGUGUGGUUGCGGUGUCGUCCAAAACUGCACCAGUGGCGAAAUAAUUUAGAGCCACAAAAAUCUGUAACUGUGCUGGUAGUGCCUUGCUUCUUUGGGUCUUGUGGCUCAGUUUGGGAGUUAACAAUUCUAUCAAUGUAAUGCACCCUUCUCUUGGAAAUCUAUACUUUCUUUCGAUAUCUUUAUCUCCGAAUUCAAGGGGCUGUGUUCUAUCUCGAAAUAUUCUAGGGAUUCUUUUCUGCCUCUCCUUUCCAUCGAUCAGCAAACAUCAAUAUGGCAGUCAUGAUUGUAAUUGAUUGGGUGCACCAUGGCAGCCCAAGCCUGAUAUUGAUUUCUUAUAAGUUGCGAUAGAUUGUGAAUCAAUCGCAACUUUACCCAGAGUUACGAUUGAUAUCAAUCGCAACUUUUCAUGAGAUGGAAUCAAUAUCAAUUUUAAAGUUGCGAUUGAUUUGGGGAGUUAUGAUUGAUUCUCAUCAAUCGUAACUUUUUGUAAGACGGGGUCUGAAAUUCCCUUCUACCAUGUAGACCUCUAGAAAUGGUCAAAGGACCAAAUGUAACCCUACAUACAUGCACACUUCCAAUGUGAAAAAUACUUAUGUAUACAAUCAUGCUUAUAGUGCUACUUUUAAUACACUCACCUCCUUGAACUAAACCAGCAAUGAUCCGACUCCCCUCCAUAAUUGAAUGCUGUCAAAGAAGUAGAAUAUACUUAAAGAAAUUGAGGAUCUAACUAGAAACCACCCAAGAAGCCAUUCAUACUGACAUUUGAUUUUAGCCAUCAUACCCGUGUGUAGUGACUUUAUCAUUCUGGUGAACUUCUCAGGGCAUCCAUACUUUUGGAGUAGUUGCCAUAGACCUGUCCUACCAACAGUGUCAAAUGCUUUGGUGAAAUCCACAAAGACCACAUAGAGAGAUCGGUUGUGCUCGAUACACUUCUCCUGUAAUUGUCAGAGGCAGAAGAUCAUGUCCACUGUGCUCCAUUUGUUUCCUCGCCUCCCUUUCCUUUUCUUCCGCCUCCCGCCUCUGUUUGGUCCUCCUCUCUUUCUCCUGCUUCUCUUUUCUGGUCCUCUCCUCUUCUCUUGCUUGUCUCUGCUCUACUUUUUCCUUCUCCUCUCUCGCCUUUCUGUCCUGGUAUCUUGGUCCCACCAUCGAGUAUCCUAAGAAAUCCACUUGGACCAGCUCUUCUUUGUGUUUCUGCUGGCAAUGUUCUGUCAAAUCUGUUUCCUCCUUAUAUAAUUUGAACGUUGGAUGACCACCCUCUUGUUUCUUUUGCUUUUUCUCCUUUCUCGCCUCCCUUUCCUUUUCUUCCGCCUCCUGCCUCUGUUCUGUCCUCUUCUCUUUCUCGUUCACUCUUUCUUGGUCUUCUUCUCCUCUACUUUCUCCUGCGUUGACUUCUGUUCCUCCUCUCUUGCUUGUCUCUGCUCUACUUUUUUUUCCUUCUUCUUUUUCUCCUUUCUCACCUUCCUUUCCUUUUCUUCCGCCUCCCGCCUCUGUUUGGUCCUCCUCUCUUUCUCCUGCUUCUCUUUUCUGGUCUUCUCCUCCUCUCUAGCUUGUCUCGGCUCUACUUCUUUUUCCUUCUCCUCUCUCUCCUUUCUGUCCAGGUUUCUGGGUCCCGCCAAUGUGUACCCCAGAAAAUCAACUUGAUUUACCUCUUCCUGGUGAAGCUGUUUGUAAUGAUUGAGCAUUAACAUUCGCUCUUCUCCCUCAAACGGGCACACUCCACACUUUAAAGUUAACAACCGUCCAUGUACCUUCCGCAAAUGAUAAUUAUACUCUGGGUAGCUUCUGAAGGUUCGUUUGCACUGAUUACAGGGUACAACCAUGGUCUGUAAAAAGAGUCAAUAGAGGAAAAAUAGAAGAAAAUACAUCUAUAUACAAGGAGUAGACAAAGAGUGGAUAAUAGCUUCUCUUCUCUCUCCUGCCUUGCCUUCUUUUCCUCCUCAUCUCUCUCCUUUCUAAGUAUCUUGGUCCCGCCAAUGUGUACCCCAAGAAAUCCACUUGAAUGAGCUCUUCCUUAUGGUUCUGUUUGUAAUGAUCAUUCAUAACCACUCGCUCUUCCGCUUCAUGUGAGCAAACCCCACACUUCAAGGUUAAAAGUCUUCCAUGCACCCUCCUUAAAUGGUAGUUGAACUCGGGAUAGCUCCUAAAAGUCCUCUUACAUUCAUUACAGGGUACUACCAUAGUCUGUAAAUAGAGACAAUAGAGGUGCGACACCCCCCCCCCCCACCUGUCAUAUAUUGUCGGUAGAAUUGCGGUGCUGUCAAGUUUGCGUAAUGACCAAAGAUGUAUGUAUUUAUCGAAGUGAUUCAAGCAUGAACAACAAUAUACAAAAACAAAAAUAUAGGCGACGCUUGGUAGUCAAGAUGCAAAGGCGCGUGAGAGUACGCGAAAGAAGAGAAAAAGAGAUAGAGAAACGUCACAAAGCUCAAAAGUUGGACCAUUGUGACGUGAAAAAAUAGGAGAAAAUUAGAAAUAUAGGGAGCGUUAGAAGAGCGUAUCUCCAGGGGAGAUACGCGGAAAGCAAAAGAAAAGGAAAAGAAGAGGCGCACAGAAAGAAAAAUAAGCAAUUGAAAAA
Messenger RNA from Strongylocentrotus purpuratus (purple sea urchin), 8227 nucleotides. RefSeq lists its product as uncharacterized. Gene Ontology annotation, molecular function: protein binding. NCBI's taxonomy places the organism in Eukaryota, Metazoa, Echinodermata, Echinoidea, Camarodonta, Strongylocentrotidae. The record is from RefSeq and is a predicted model, not a curated record. The transcript has 18 exons. Bases 4 to 2304 code for a protein of 766 amino acids.